UGCAGAUGGCACACCAUACGAGGUUCAACCUUUCGAGAGGACACCAGCGCAGUCCCGAAAUAAUUAUUUAUAAGAGGAGCCCCUCGUAAAUUGUGGAUUACUUUUAACCAAGAGCAUGGCUUCAAGGCUAGCUUUUUUAACAAUACUGCUACUGGCCAGUAAGACGUUGGGGAAGCCGACGUUUGGCCGAGAACAUGUGCACAUAAGGAUUCAUCUUCCAGAUUAUGGUGGAGGUCAUGGUGGUGGUGGUCAUGGAGGUGGAGGUCAUGGAGGUGGAGGACAUGGCGGAGGACACGGUGGAGGUGGACUACCUGACCUUGGUGGACUAUUAGAUGGCCUUACCGGAGGUGGCAAUCACGGAGGAGGUCACGGUGGCGGAGGAAACGGCGGUGGUCACGGUGGCGGAGGAAAUGGCGGCGGUCACGGUGGUGGAGGCCAUGAUGACGGAGGUUAUAAUGGAGGCGGCCAUGGAGGUGGUGGUGGACCGCUAGACUUUGGUGGAGGAUCAGAUGGUGGCCACGGAAAUGGCGCCGGCGGUAGCCACGGUGGAGGACCAAGUAGUGGUGGCCUUGACGACAGCAUCAUAGGACCUUUGAUCGGAAGUAUUUUAGGUGGCGGCGAUGGCGGUGGAGGCAGCCACGGAGGUGGUGGUGGUGGAGGGGAUCACAAUGGCGGAGGAGGCUACGGUAACGGUGGUGGUGGAGGAGGAGGCUACGGUGGAAGCAGUAGCGGCCAUGAUGAUGACAUAGGACCUUUACUGGGAGAACUUGUAUCUGGUGGAGGCGGUGGAGGCCACGGUGGUGGAUACGGUGGUGGCGGUGGAGGUCCUGGUGGUGGAUACAGUAGUGGCGGUCAUGGUGGUGGCAGUGGUGGCCAUGGCGGUGGUGGAUAUGGCGGCGGCAACGGUGGAUAUGGCGGCGGUGGUAGCGGUGGUUAUGGCGGUGGCGCUGGAGGAGGAUCUGGUGGCCACGAAGACAGUGCUAUCAUUGCUAGUAUUAUUGGAAAUGAUGGCGGUCAUGGCAGCGGGGGCGGUGGCGGUAGCUACGGUGGCGGCCCUGGAGGUGGUUUUGGUGGCGGUCAUGGUGGUUCGGGUUCAAUUGUUGAAUCAUAUUCAACCUUGAGUAGUGGACAUGGCUCUGGAUCCGGACACGGAGGAGGCAGCUAUGGAGGUGGUGGCUAUGCUAGCAGCUUCGGGGGAAGCUAUGGAGGCGGCCAUGGAAGCAGUCAUGGCGGUGGUGGUGGUGGUCAUAAUUUAGGUCCAAUUGGUGGUCUUAAAGGUGGUCUUGUCGAGAAUCUUGGUUUAUCAUCUGGAGGUCAUGGUCAUGGAGGAGGUGGUAGCUACAGUGGUGGUCAUGGCAGUGGCGGUGGCGGAUCAUCUCAUGGUGGUAUUGGAUCCUAUGCUAGUGGUUCAUCCUAUGGCAGUGGAUCAUAUGCCAGUGGUUCAUCCUAUGGUGGCGGACAUGGAGCUAAACAUGCAGCAGAAACUAUUGUCAUCACUGAUGGUGGUCAUGGAGGUUCCAGUGGAGGACUUGGAGGAUAUAGUUCAGGACAUGGUGGUAGCUUAGGCGGAGGUGUUGGUCCUAAAACCGAAACUGUUAUAAUUAAACAUGAAAGAGCUGGCGGUCAAGGUGGAAGCCACGGAUACGGACGAGGACACGGAAGCGGUGGUGGUUCAGGUGGUGGGAAACACGUUCAAACUUACGCCAUCAUUCAUGAAAAUGCUGGAAGUAGCGGAGCCCAUGGAGGCAUCGGUGGAGGCAGCUACAGCAGCGGUGGAUCAAGCUUAAGUAAUGGAUGGCAGCUAAGCAGCGGAUACAACACAGGGAGCUAUGCCAGUGGCAGCCAUGGUAGCAGUCUUGACGAUACUAAGAUCGCAGCAAUCGCUGCAACCUCUGGAGUAGUUGGUGGUGGUGGCGGAGGCUACAGUUCAGGAGGAUAUCCUGGAGGUAAUCCCAGUGCCGGACAUGUUGAUUUGACUACAGCCAUUGCAGCCACAGCUGGAAGCAGCCAUGGCAGUGGAUACGCUUCUGGUGGAGGUUUAACUUCUGGAGGCUACAGUGGAGGUCAUAGCAAUUCCUAUAGCUCUGGUGGAUAUUCUGGAAGCAUCAGUCAGGAAGAAAAACUCGCUGCCAUUGCUGCAACCUCUAUUGGCGGUCACGGUGGAGGUCAUGGUAGUAGUUACAGUUCAGGCGGUUCAGGUGGUGGAUAUUUAUCAUCUGGCGGAGGUUUGAGCCAUCACGAUACAAUUGCCAUUGCAGCUGCAACUGGAGGCGGUGGACAUAGCAGUGGAGGAUACGGUGGUAGCAGCUACAGUUCUGGUGGCUACUCGGGAGGUCUCAGCCAAGAAGAAAAACUCGCUGCUAUCGCUGCAACCACAUCUUCAGGUGGAGGUCAUGGCAGCAGCUACAGUUCAGGCGGUUCAGGCGGUGGUUAUUCUUCAGCUGGUCCUGGAAGCUACAGUUCUGUAGUAAAUCAUGAUCACACUAUUGCUGCCGUCGCAGCCACAUCUGGCGCAGAUGCUGGCAGCAGCUACAGCAGCGGAGGCUGGCAGGCUAGUGGAGGUGGUUCUUCGUCGUACAAUUCCGCAGGUGACAGCUACUCGGGCAUUGAUAGCUACAGCGCCGGACAUGUCUCAGGCGUUGGCAGCAGUGGCUACAGCUAUCCAAAACCUGGUCACUAAUUCACACAGGAUGUAGAGCGGUGAAUGUAGAUCCGCUCACACCUCCUCGUCUAGUCUCAUUGCACACAAGCACCACGUGUGCCACACCAUUUAAUUUUAUUGUAUUUAUCCAAGACAUCCAUUUGUUAGGUUUAAGAUGAUUUCAAAGCUAGAAGAGUCCAAUGCAUUCCACAUUAACAUACCUUAUAUGAAGAUGCACAAAACUAAAAAGAAGAAUAAUUGAGAGUGCUUGAAGUUCAAUGAACGCGCCUCUUUAAAAAAUUAUUACUCAACUUCACAUCACGAUCAACAACAAAAAACGUCAUAAACAAAAACAUAACUUUAUGCAUAAAUAAAUUGUUAAUUAAUCUUAUUUAUAUAAAUGUCAUUGUUGUAGAAUUAACAAAAAAAAAACAUUACAUUGAGUGUAAAAUAAAAUAAAGAAAUUUAUAUAAAAUUUAA
Eupeodes corollae is the source of this 3121-nucleotide messenger RNA. RefSeq lists its product as uncharacterized. NCBI's taxonomy places the organism in Eukaryota, Metazoa, Arthropoda, Insecta, Diptera, Syrphidae. The record is from RefSeq and is a predicted model, not a curated record. The transcript has 2 exons. The coding region runs from base 116 to 2680 and encodes 854 amino acids.